AUGGUUCAGAUCAUAAAGGGCUUUCUGGGGAUUUCUGGAAUAUUCAAUUUUCCAGACACCUACAAAUCCGGCAACAUUCAAUUGCUGGCCGACGCCUAUCGGGCAAUUCAGGGCCCCUGCCCAUUGGCGGAGAGCGCAUCUCUGGAAGCGCUGUCAGAGCACAAAAUGGUUGGCAUUUUAAUGAUUAACUUUUCCACUAGUUACCGCCGUGCAGUCUCUUGCUAA
Messenger RNA from Mitosporidium daphniae, 225 nucleotides. RefSeq lists its product as uncharacterized. The coding region runs from base 1 to 225 and encodes 74 amino acids. The record is from RefSeq and is a predicted model, not a curated record. Lineage: Eukaryota; Fungi; Microsporidia. The transcript is spliced from 2 exons.